UCAUCUCAGAGCGACGGCGGAGGCGUGGUCCCGGCCCCGGCAGCCUGGCCGGGGAUCAUGGCCGCCGUGGGGGAGUCCAGCCAGCGUCAGCCCGAUGCCCACACGCCGGAGACUCUCGCCGCCCCGGCCGCCCGGGAGGUGCUGAGCGGCGCCCUGCGCUCCCUGCCCAGGCUGACGGGGCAGCUUAACCUUGGAGAUGAUGUGGUGAAAAUUGUAAUCGAUUGGAGCAAGCUUCAAAGUACUUUGGCACUCCAGCCUACAUUGCUCUUUAGUGCACUUCAGCAACAUAUUUUAUAUUUGCAGCCUCUUUUAGAAAAACUCCAGUCAAUGAUUAAAGAGGACAAUAUAGUCCCUGUUGAAGAUGCAGAUAAAACAGAAGGCAAGAAGUUGGAUACAAAUUCAAAGUUAUCUGAUAGUAUCUCACAGAUAGAAGAAAAAUAUACAAGUUAUGAUUCAGGAGAUCUGAAAGAGGCUCCUAUUAAUUUUGACUCAGAGGUGGUCCAGAUAAAAGCUGGAAAAGCAGAAAUUGACAGGAGGAUAUCAGCCUUCAUUGAGAGGAAACAAGCUGAGAUCAAUGAAAAUAAUGUCAGGGAAUUUUGCAAUGUUAUUGAUUGUAAUCAAGAGAACAGCUGUGCCAGAACAGAUGCAGUUUUCACACCUUAUCCUGGAUUUAAGAGUCAUGUAAAGGUUUCUAGAGUUGUGAAUACCUAUGGUCCCCAGACUAGAUCUGAAGGAACACACGGGUCCAGUCAUAAAGCAAGUAUCCUGCUUCGUGACUGUGGAAACCAAGCAGUAGAGGAAAGACUGCAAAACAUUGAAGCUCAUUUACGGUUACAAACAGGUGGUCCAGUACCUAGAGAUAUUUAUCAGAGAAUUAAAAAGCUUGAAGAUAAGAUUCUUGAGUUGGAAGGAAUGUCCCCUGAAUAUUUUCUAUCUGUGUGACAGGAUUUCAGGAGAUGCUGGGACUCCUUUCUUAAUGACACAAGACGUUCCAGCACCCUUGCAGAGCCAAUCCCUUCUAAUUGCUGUUCUCACAGGAGGGGAAAGGGGAGGAGAGAGCAAAGAGCCAUGCAGCUCAAGGUGGUUCCACUGUCUCCAGUGAGAAAGAUGGACAGGAUGAUACUUCUAUUCCUCUCCCUCCCCUUCUGCAGCACUGAGCUUGGAAUAAGGGGGGAAUGGGGACCCCACUGCACCUCCCCCAAUCUGGGAGGGGGAGAGAGGACCCUGCUGCAGCUUCCCCAAGCCUGGGAGAGGGGUGUGAAGAAUCCUAGGAGCAGCAGAAGUGAGGCUAAUGUGGGGAGCUGAACUGAGGGGGACUGAUUAAUGGUAGGGGGCCUGACAGGAGCUGAAGUGAUGUUGGGAGACAGAAUUAAUUACUGGGCAAGUUAUGGGGAGAUGGGGGUGAGAUCUUUUGUAGCAGGGGCCAAAAUCACCUUUCCCAAUGAAUUUGGGAGUGUUGGCAAAACUAAUUAUCUCUCACAGUGGGAAUUGGCAGGGGGAGGCUCAAAAUAGACUGAAAAAACAAUAUAAUCUUUGUCUGAAAAAUGACUAUCAUUUUCGAGCUCUUGAAAUUGGCAAUACUGGAAUAGGGAAGGGAUGACAGACAGUAGCAUGGGAAGAUAGAUAAAUUGCUUGGAGAUUAGCCAUUUUGUGUCAUUCAAUGCUUUUUUUAAGCUAGUCUCUUCAGAUCAAGUUCUGUCAGUAAGUGUAUAUUUGUCUCUGUGAAAUAUGGAAAAUUAGCAAACAAAUGUAAUGCUUCCCCCAGCACAACAGUGCAUAGUUAAGUAAAAAGAGUAUAUAGGUGCAUCAAAGACUCUUCUAUUUUUGCACUAUAUGAAAGGCUUAAACCACAGUGAGAAACAGUAGAACUGGCUUCACAAAAAACUAGCACAUGCACAGACUGAAACUGGAAAAGAUGUUUCUCUAAUGCCCAGUUUGAAAUUGAUUAGCUUCAAGUUGACUGUCUUUAUAAAUACAUAGAACUGCUAUUGAGAGGGAUUCAAAACUUCAUGUAAUAUAGGCCUUUUCAACAAGUGUCUGAUUCUGGGAUCCAGUUCUUUAGUUUAACUCAUAUUUGAAGUUCCUAGCCAGUAAAACACACAUUUGGGCUGCACAUUAAACUUUCAAUUUUAAUUUAUCUUUUUACCCCCCUAGGGGGCUUCAGCUUCCCAUUGGAAAUGUAGGAGAGAGCAAUCUGCUUAGGGUAGAAGCUACAGAGGAUGGAGGCAAGUGGCUCAAAAGUGCCCUGCCUGAAGGCUCCCUUCUUUAGGAAAGGGAAUCCAGGCCACUGAGGAGGUUUGUAGAGGCAGAAAUCCUGCAUUUCAGAAGGGGGCAAGGGACAUUUGCAGGGGACUGAGAAGAAGUAGAUACCCAACAAGGCCAUCUGCCCUGUUUAAGGGGGAACAUAAGAAUGGCCAUACUGGUUCAGACCCGAGGUCUGUCCAGACCCACAUCCUGUCUUCCAAAAGUACCAAUGUCAGGUGUUUAGGAAGGAAAGACCACAACAGAUAAUCAAGUGAUUCAUCCCAUUGCCAUUCCCAGCUUUUGGCAAACAGAGGUUUGGGAUACCAUCCCUGCCCAUCCUGACUAAUAGCCAUUGAUGGACCUAUCCUCUCUGAACUUAUCUAGUUCUUUUUUUGAACUCUGUUAUAGUCUUGGCCUUCAACAUCCUCUGGCAAGGAGUUCCACAGGUUGUCUGUCAGAGAGAGAAGAGGCCUAGGAUUCAGCUGUUACCCUGGAGCACUGAGGGAGCUGCUGAUGGGGUUGAGAGUGAGGGUGUACUGAGUGGACAAAGGAGGGAAUCCUGCCUUGGCUGUUACUACCUGUUAAUUACCUUGGGAAAAUGUUUGUUCUUCAGUUCUCCUGCUCUCCCUCCUGUGUCACUAAAAUGGACUGGCCCUCUCCCCUGGAUUUUCACUUCCUGACUGAAUCUCUCUCCUAAUGACACCAGCAGAAGAGGGAGCCUUCUGGUAGAAAGAGUAAAACAGCAAUACUUUAAAUUUUAAAUGCAGCCCUACGUUUUUACUUGGAUUUCUCUGUGCUGUACAUGGAGCUACACUUUGAGACUAUUUGGAAAUUAAAGGUAGUGCAGGAGGGAGCUUUCUGCUUAACAUGUUGAGUUUCCCCACACAAAGUGCUUUGGGAUCUUCUUUGGGUACCAAUAGGUGUUUGGGUGGAAUUUACCGUAGCAGUGGUACAGCUAGUGUAGGUCAGUGCCUAGACUGCCAGCAGUAUAUUGGUACUGUGUCUGCAUGAAUGUUUGCACCAUUGAUACUAGCAGUGGUGAGAAACACUAGCAUGGACAAGGCAUCCACUAAAUAUCAAACUACCCUAUUAUCUCUAAAGGCGGCCUUCAUUUAGGAUAUGAUUCGGGUAUACAGGCUGUGCAGCUUAAAGAAGUUUGAGCAGUUUCUGGCUGUUCUCUGAAAAAGCAGUAGGUUGUUUGAUUUUUGCCUGGGAUUUCUCCCACCCCUAAAAUUCGCUUAAUUUUAGAGGAUUUCUUGGUAUGUAUGGAAUGGUCAGUGUUCCCUUCGGUGCUCUGAAGAGUUACUCCUGUAUCAGUGAUAAAAUAGAGCUUGUAGCUUCUAGACUUCGGGGGGAGGGAUAGCUCAGUGGGUUGAGCAUUGGCCUGCUAACCCCAGGGUUGUGAGUUCAAUUCUUGAGGGGGCGAUUUAGGGAUCUGGGGCAAAAAUCUAUCUGGGGAUUGGUCCUGCUUUGAGCAGGGGGUUGGACUAGAUGACCUUCUGAGGUCCCUUCCAACCCUGAUAUUCUAUGAUUAAGGAAUCCUCUGUGGAUGCUAUAUUAAUAGUGGUGGAUUAGCUACUGGGCCAAUAGGGCCCCAGAAAAAUGGGCACCACCAUCCCACUCAUCAGCUGGAGCACCAGGCAGGAAGGACAAGACCCCAGGGUAUGGGGAAAAGCAGGUGGAAGGGGUAGGGAAGGCCCCCCCACUUGCUCUAGCCUAGGAUCUCACAACACCGUAAUCUGCCUCUAUAUAUUAAGUCUGUGGUUAAUCUUUAUUCC
This is a messenger RNA of Mauremys mutica (yellowpond turtle), 4022 nucleotides long. It is a transcript of the gene MBIP, whose product is annotated as MAP3K12 binding inhibitory protein 1. The coding region runs from base 58 to 942 and encodes 294 amino acids. The transcript has 8 exons. Lineage: Eukaryota; Metazoa; Chordata; Testudines; Geoemydidae. The record is from RefSeq and is a predicted model, not a curated record. Gene Ontology annotation, cellular component: cytosol.